Messenger RNA from Ilyonectria robusta, 444 nucleotides. RefSeq lists its product as uncharacterized. The transcript is spliced from 2 exons. The record is from RefSeq and is a predicted model, not a curated record. Lineage: Eukaryota; Fungi; Ascomycota; Sordariomycetes; Hypocreales; Nectriaceae. The annotation marks the transcript as partial. Gene Ontology annotation, molecular function: metalloendopeptidase activity.
AGCACAUUGGACCCAGAUGCGUUGACUUCCACUUGCUGGCCUAAGAGAGACGAACAUUGUCUUGUGGGAUUUCUCGCCGUCACCAUAAACCCUGGCAUCCACAAAGGCUUGGAGCAGAAUUUCAAAGGGACGCUUAUCGGCCUGUGUCCGCGCUUCUUCGAACUUCCCGAUCUCAAGGAAGUCAUUAGAAAGUUUGACAGGAAGGAUACAACUCUGGUCGUGACAGCUGCCUUGACUAUUGUUCAUGAAAUGCAGCAUGUCUUUAUGACCACUGGCAAGGGAAGACUUUGUGUUGAUCACAAAUAUGAUGCCGAAGAAUGCAAGAAACUUGACGAAAAGAAAAAGAUCACGAACGCACAGAAUAUGGCCCUCUUUGCCUUGGAUGUCACUGCGCACCCAGAGCGAGGCUGCCUAUCGCCUAAGGAAGGAUGUUGCUGGUGUUAA